AUGGACGAGGAUGGAGGGUCUGUGGGUCUGGAGGCCACCUUGGCCUCACAGCGUCCAACCUGCAACACAGACUCGGAGGAGGACAUGAUAAGUGGUGGAAUGCACACGUUCAACCAGACCCACAUGAGGAAAGCCUUCCACCUAAUGAACGACCUGAGGAGCAAAAAGCAGCUGUGUGACAUUCGUCUUGUAGCUGGGGGAUUUGAAGUAGCUGCCCACAGAGUUGUCCUGGCAUCCUGCAGCCCCUACUUCUGUGCCAUGUUCACAGGUGACAUGAGUGAGAGCAAGGCACAUCAGGUGGAGAUCCAGGAGGUAGAUGGACUGACCCUGCAAAAACUAAUUGACUACAUUUACACCGCUGAAAUAGCGGUUACAGAAGACAAUGUUCAGGUGUUGCUGCCAGCUGCCAGUCUGCUGCAGCUAAUGGACGUCCGGCAGGUAUGUUGUGAGUUUCUUCAGUCGCAGCUCCAUCCUACAAACUGUCUGGGAAUAAGAGCCUUCGCGGACCUACAUACAUGUUCUCAACUUUUGAACCAGGCACAUGCAUACGCUGAACAGCAUUUCCCUGAAGUAGUGCAAGGAGAAGAGUUUCUUAGUCUGUCUUUGCAGCAGGUCUGCAGCCUCAUCUCCAGUGAUAAACUAACUGUCUCCACUGAAGAGAAGGUAUUUGAGGCGAUGAUAUCCUGGAUUAAACAUGAUAAACCAUCUCGUCUUGAGUAUAUGUCCAAACUUAUGGAACAUGUUAGACUCCCACUUCUUUCAAGAGAUUAUCUUGUUCAGAUUGUGGAGGAGGAGGCGUUGAUUAAAAACAACAACACAUGUAAAGAUUUUCUCAUAGAAGCAAUGAAAUAUCACCUGCUACCUGCAGACCAAAGACACCUCAUCAAGACUGACAGAACUCGGCCGCGAACUCCAAUCAGCAUUCCAAAGGUAAUGAUUGUAGUUGGUGGACAAGCACCAAAAGCCAUCCGGAGUGUUGAGUGCUACGAUUUCCAAGAGGACAGAUGGUACCAGGUUGCUGACCUGCCAUCACGACGCUGUAGAGCAGGUAUAGUUUCUAUGAUGGGUCGAGUUUAUGCUGUUGGAGGUUUCAACAGCUCUCUGAGGGAGAGAACAGUGGACGUCUAUGAUGGAGUGCAGGAUCAGUGGACUGCAGUGGCCAGCAUGCUGGAGCGGCGCAGUACACUGGGGGCUGCUGUUCUGGGAGAUUUGCUUUAUGCAGUUGGAGGUUUCAAUGGAAGCAUAGGUCUUUCCACUGUUGAGGCGUAUAACUGCAAAACUAACACAUGGUUUUAUAUAGCCUCUAUGAACACCAGGCGAAGUAGCGUUGGCGUUGGAGUGGUCGAUGGUAAGCUGUAUGCAGUUGGAGGCUAUGAUGGUGCCUCACGCCAAUGUCUCAGCACAGUAGAAGAAUACGACCCGCUGACUGACCAAUGGUGUUAUGUGGCCGACAUGAGCACGAGGCGGAGUGGAGCAGGUGUGGGGGUGUUGGGCGGGCAGCUGUAUGCAGCAGGCGGACAUGAUGGUCCUCUGGUGAGAAAGAGUGUGGAAGUGUAUGACCCCCAGAGUAACACAUGGAGGCUUGUCUGUGACAUGAACAUGUGCAGGAGAAAUGCAGGUGUUUGUGCCAUCAAUGGGCAUCUCUAUGUGAUUGGUGGAGAUGAUGGUUCCUGCAACCUUUCCUCUGUGGAGUUUUACAACCCAGCAACCGAUAAAUGGAGCCUCAUUCCUACUAAUAUGAGCAAUGGGCGCAGCUAUGCAGGAGUCGCAGUCAUUGACAAAGGUCAGGAGGUGAGAUCUGGCCUGAAGGAGCCCAGGUUAUUGUCUCUCAUUGAACGCUCUGGUCACUUUUUAUUGUAUGUGUUGGCCACUCCUGAUGCUGUCGUCUCCAGACCUGUUGCCCAGCUCUCUAUUCCAGUCAAUAAACAUUUUGAGUGUCUUCGAGAAGCUGACGAAGCUCUUUUAAUUGAUCUAUCUGUAAGUUCCGCUGUACGAGUACGCGUCAAAGGAGACAAGAGCCCUGAACUUCUUUUAGAACUUCAGGAUGAUGAACGGACCCAGCUCUUUCUCACACAAGUGAAAAGUGCUCAAGAACAAGUUCAAUCUAAAGUUGUGAAACCGGACGUGAUGGAGCCCGCUGUACCGAGAGGUCCUGUGCCUAUUGCCCCUCAGAGAGGAAGUAAGGCUUCCAACGCUGUGUGCUCUGGAGUCUGUCCUCCAAGAAAGAACAGUUCUCUGCCCAACCUCAACAGCUCCUCAGUCCAGCUGAAAAAAACAGCAGAUCCUGUUCAAGCACUUGCCUCAGACUUUGGUUUUGAUGGCAGCAUUAACCACACUAAGGUAGAAGAGAAGAAGAAUCAGCAGAAUCGUUUGGUUGCCACCAGAGAGCCCCCUCCUGUUCCUCCUCUCCCUCCUCGCAAGACCACCUUCUCUCCCACCAACCCUCUCCCCCCACUCCCAGUCGCCAAGGACAGAGCUGCUUCAUUGCAGACCAAAGACUUUUACGCAAACACCAAACAAGAUUUUGACAGCGUGGACCGGUCUCCUUCUUGGUCCGACAGUCCGACCACAAAUACCAUGAAGCGGGCCUCGAUGUUCUCGACCCAGGCAGGCCAACGUGAAUAUGUCAUCAAACAUAGAAUGUUAAAAAAAGAAAGCGAGUAUGUGGACUUCAAAAACUUUAAAUUUUUUACAGGUACUUGGAAUGUGAAUGGCCAGUCACCAGACAGCAGUUUAGAGGCAUGGCUCAGCUGUGAUCCAGACCCACCUGACGUCUAUGCACUUGGUUUUCAGGAACUUGACCUGAGCACCGAGGCUUUCUUUUACAUGGAUUCGUCCAAAGAACAGCAAUGGCUCGAUGCUGUGGAGAGGAGUUUACAUCCCAAAGCAAAGCAUCGAAGGGUUCGAGUUAUUAGACUUGUAGGAAUGAUGCUUGUUGUGUACGUUAAAAAGACUCAUCUGAAUCACAUCAAAGACGUUGCUGCUGAACAUGUGGGCACUGGAAUCAUGGGGAAAAUGGGAAAUAAAGGGGGUGUGGCCAUAAGGUUUGUUUUCCACAAUACAAGCUUUUGUUUUGUGAACUCUCAUCUAGCCGCACAUGUUGAAGACUUCGAACGCCGUAACCAGGAUUACAAAGACAUAUGUGCACGUAUGACAUUCCACUUACUAGACCAACCUCCGCUCAAUAUUGUCAAGCACGAUGUCGUUAUCUGGCUUGGAGACUUAAACUAUCGUCUCUUUAUGUAUGAUGCGUCUGAAGUGAAAGGACUUAUUGCUCAAAAACAAUUAAAAUCACUUCAGGAAGUCGAUCAGUUAAACAUCCAGCGAUCCACCAAGAGAGCCUUCACUGACUUUAUGGAGGGAGAGAUCAAUUUUCUUCCCACCUACAAGUACGACCCAAAAACAGAUCGUUGGGACUCAAGUGGGAAGUGCCGUGUCCCAGCUUGGUGUGACAGGAUUCUGUGGAGGGGGAGCAGUGUCAAGCAGAUUGAAUACAGGAGUCACAUGGAACUGAAGACAAGCGAUCACAAACCUGUCAGCUCCCUCUUCAGCAUAGGAGUCAAAGUAGUGGAUGAGCAGCGCCAUAAAAAGGUGUUUGAGGAGCUUGUUCGGGAAAUGGACAGAAUGGAGAAUGACUUCCUUCCGUCUGUGUCACUCAGCAGGAGAGAAUUUACAUUUGAAAAUGUGAAGUUCCGGCAGCUUCAGAGAGAACGCUUUCUGAUCACCAAUGAUGGCCAGGUUCCUUGUCAUUUUACUUUCAUCCCGAAGCUUAAUGACUCUCAGUACUGCAAAAAUUGGCUCCGAGCUGAACCCAGCGAUGGACUCUUGGAUCCCAGUGAGAAACUGGAGAUUUAUUUGGAGGUGUAUGUGAGUAAAGACUCGGUCACACUUCUGAACUCUGGGGAGGACUCGAUUGAGGACAUUCUCGUGCUCCAUCUGGACAGGGGAAAGGACUACUUCAUCACCAUCUCUGGGAACUAUCUUCCCAGCUGCUUUGGGACUUCACUGGAGACCCUGUGUCGCAUGAAGAAACCAAUCCGAGAAAUUCCCAUCACUAAACUAAUUGACCUGGGUGAGGACAGCUACAUGGACAAGGAAAAGUCAAAGGUUAAUUUUCUGAUCGCUGAUGGGGGGAUUGGUGAAGAUCGCCCUCUGAAUAUCCCAAAAGAAGUUUGGAUCCUCGUCAACCACCUGUUCACAAAGUCGUGUGCUCAGGAGGACCUUUUCCAGACACCUGGAUUACAAGAGGAACUGCAAAACAUUAUUGACUGCUUGGACACAAGCAUCCCAGAUCUUGUCCCUGGGUGUAACCACUCGGUAGCAGAAGCAUUGCUGAUUUUCUUAGAGGCUUUACCUGAACCAGUGGUCUGUUACGAACUCUAUCAAAAGUGCCUGGAGUGCUCUCAUGACAGCCGGCUCUGCAAACAGUUGAUAUCGCAGUUGCCUCGGGCCCACCGCAAUGUGUUCCGCUACUUAAUGGCUUUUCUGAAGGAGCUCCUCAAGCACUCUCACAACAACAACCUUACAGCGAGUCUUUUGGCCACACUCUUUGCCAGCUUGCUUAUCCGGCCCCCUCCAAACCUUGUGGUACGGCAGACAUCACACGACCGCCAGAAAGCCAUUGAUUUUGUCCUGGGAUUCCUCAUGGCAGGAGAGGAGGAAUGA
Molecule: messenger RNA, 4665 nt
Organism: Knipowitschia caucasica
Lineage: Eukaryota; Metazoa; Chordata; Actinopteri; Gobiiformes; Gobiidae
Source: the annotation of a GenBank genome assembly